Molecule: messenger RNA, 1407 nt
Organism: Eutrema salsugineum
Lineage: Eukaryota; Viridiplantae; Streptophyta; Magnoliopsida; Brassicales; Brassicaceae
Product: probable inactive receptor-like kinase SSP
Exons: 9
Coding region: 1-1407 (468 amino acids)
Biological process (GO): brassinosteroid mediated signaling pathway; protein phosphorylation
Molecular function (GO): protein binding; protein kinase activity; ATP binding
Source: RefSeq, a predicted model, not a curated record
AUGGGUUGCUGCUACUCUUCCAUGGUAGAUCCUCAGCAACAGGCUCAUCAAAACCACAGUGGAGGCGAUCCACCAUUAACUAAGUUCUCCUUCUCCGAUCUCAACAUGGCCACCGAAAAAUUUAGUUCGAAAAACAUUGUUUCAUUGAACGUAGAGGAAUCUUCUGAUGUUGUCUACAAGGGGCGUUUGCAGAAUCGCGGCUUGAUCGCUGUUAAGAAAUUUAAGAACACGGCUUGGCCUGAUCCUAACCAAUUUGAGGAGGAGGCACAGAGAGUGGGGAUGUUAAGGCACAAGAGAGUCGUUAAUUUGAUUGGGUAUUGCUGUGAUGGAGAGGAAAGGCUUCUUGUUGCAGACUUCAUGCCUAAUGAUACUCUUGCUAAGCGUUUGUUCCAUCGAAAAAAUCCAACGGUGGAAUGGGAAACGAGAAUGAGAGUAGCCUACUGUAUAGCAGAAGCAUUGGAUUAUUGUAUUAGUGAAGGUUUUGCAUCGUACAAUAACUUAAGUGCUUACACUGUUCUGUUUGAUGAGGAUGGUGAUGCCUGUAUUUCUUGUUUUGGCUUGAUGAAAAAGAACAAAGAUGAUCAAAGAACAACCGGAAGUGUGAACCCUGAAAGUGUGAUAUUCAGAUUUGGUACUAUCCUUGUGGUUUUGCUAAGUGGCAAGCAAAUUCCUCCGAGCCAUGCUCCUGAGAUGGUACAUGGAAUGAAUGUUAUUGAUUUGAUUGAUCCGAACUUGAAGGGAAACUUUUCUAGAGACGAAGCUACCAUAGUUUUCAAACUCGCCUCUCAAUGUCUGCAGUACGAGGAUAUAGAGAGUCUCAACACAAAGGAACUUGUUACAACACUCGAAACCUUGCAAACUAAAACAAAGGUAAUGCCGCCAUCCCCAUCUUAUGCAAUGCUUGAAAUGGAAAAGAAUCAGGAGGUAUCUUGGACUAAGUUUUCGCCACUAGGAGAGGCCUGUUUGAGAAUGGACCUCACAGCUAUUCAUAAAGUCUUGGUGACAGCAGAAUAUGAAGAUGACAAGGAAGUCGUCGAGUUCUCUUUCGAAGAAUGGAUACAAGCAAUAAUAGAUCUUCAAGAGGUUCGAAAACGCGGUGAUCAAGCCUUCUUAAAGAAAGACUUCGAAACUGCCAUUGACUGUUAUUCUCAGUUCAUUCAAGCUAAAAGAAUAGUGUACCCAAGUGUUUAUGCGAGGCGUAGUUUAUGCUAUUUAUUCUGCAAUCAACCAGACCGAGCACUAUACGAUGGGAUGCUUGCACAAGAAGUGUUUCCUGAUUGGCCAACCGCCUUCUACUUGCAGUCUGUGGCACUAUCCAAAUUAAAUAUGAUCACUGAUUCUGUUGAUACUUUCAAAGAAGCAGCUCUUAUUGAAGCAAAGAAACAGCACCAUAAGAAAGAAUCUUGA